This is a messenger RNA of Poecilia latipinna (sailfin molly), 4206 nucleotides long. RefSeq lists its product as uncharacterized. The transcript has 18 exons. The record is from RefSeq and is a predicted model, not a curated record. The coding region runs from base 458 to 4009 and encodes 1183 amino acids. Gene Ontology annotation, molecular function: cell-cell adhesion mediator activity. NCBI's taxonomy places the organism in Eukaryota, Metazoa, Chordata, Actinopteri, Cyprinodontiformes, Poeciliidae. Gene Ontology annotation, cellular component: axon; plasma membrane. Gene Ontology annotation, biological process: homophilic cell-cell adhesion; axon guidance; dendrite self-avoidance.
CAGUACAAAGCUGUGCAGCCUCUUUUCAUGUCACUUUCAUUGAGUGGAGGGCCACCGUGUGAGCUCUAUAAAGAGGCUGUGCCCAUUCAAGGGACUAAAGAGGACAAAGCUGAGCUCGCCGUGGUGCCACACAGACUCACAACCAAAAGAGGAACGAAGCAAAGCAACAAGGGAGGGCUCAAGAGAACAAGAGGCGGGGAGUGAAUUAUGUUAAAUUCAUCUGCUGAAUACAUUUACUGGAAACUGAUCAAAAACUAGACCUCUGUUCAGAGACAUUUCACUUACUUAAAGAGAUAAAGUGACGAAUAUCACAUAUAGUUGCUGCCUGAAGACAUGCUUUGAGUCUUAUCAGAAUAAUACAAAACACUAUGCAGGGCUCAAUAUGCAUCAGUUUGCAUGAAAAUAUUUAAGAAGAUGCACUUUACUUUUAUGUGCACAUCACAGACUGACACCAUGGAUGAAGCUGCAUGUUGGUUUCCUUCUUCUUCUGAUGGAGCUCUGCAGUAGGAUGCAGGUCUGUGUCUCCAUCUGUUUAUCACAGAUGACUUCCCUGGUCUGCUCGCUCAUCCUGUUUGGCUCGGCAGUCGCAUCUCCUCUGGGUUUGGAGGAUGUUUUCUUUAGUCCCGAGGACCAGACGGUGAAAGAAGGAGAAUCUGUUUUCCUGCAGUGUGUGUCUGGAGAAAGUUCGCCUGCAGCAAACAUCUCAUGGCUCAAAGACGGACGGAUAGUCACAAGAGGCAGACAGUUUCAGGGGGAAUAUGGAGGAGGACAACAGAAGAAAACUUCAGGCACGCUGCACCUCUUCAAUGUAACAUUACAGGAUGAUGGGAUAUAUGUUUGUGUCGCACAAAACUCUCUGCUGAACAUCAGCAGGAGGAGUAAACCAGCUAAGCUAACUGUGGAAGGUGUUCCUCUGCAUCUGAAGCUCGUCCAGGGCCCUGACAACAUCACGGUUACCAUGGGAACUGAGGUCUCCAUGCAGUGCACAGUCCGUGGCUUCCCUGUUCCCAUGGUGAACUGGUUCAAAGACGGCUGCCUCCUGUCGAGCUGCUCGGCCACAUUCAGCCUCCUGAACAAUGGGCAGCUGCUCAUACUGAGAAAUGUGACAAAGCAGGACGAAGGCUGGUAUCACUGUGAAGCAUCAAACCAGGAGGAGACUAUCAAGUCACAGUCAGCUUUCCUGCUUCUAGCCGAUAUGCAUUGGAGUUUUGUGCAGCAGCCCUCAAGCCUGACUGUCAGGAGAGGAGAAAACGUCACGCUCACCUGCAGACCUCCACACAGUCGACCAGAAGCUGAUGUGUCCUGGUUCAAAGGCAACCAGCUUCUCUCUCCAGCAGGAAACAUGACUGUGUUACCCAGUGGAGACCUCUUCUUUCACAGCGUACAGGUGCAUGAUGGUGGCAUUUACUUCUGCAGGGCGUCAAACUCUCACCUCCAAAGAUUCCUCACUUCUAGAAGAGCGACUCUGACUGUGCUGGCCCCUCCUUUAGUGAAAUUGUGGCCCACAGUAUUGAUGGUUCCUGUGGGAGCCCCAGCAGUGCUGGAGUGUGAGGCGUCCGGUCAUCCUUUGCCCUCCAUCAGCUGGAUGAAAAGAGGCCACUCCAAGCAAACCGGAGGGAAGGUUGCACUCGGUCAGAGAAAUGCUACGCUCUACAUCCAGUCAGCCAGGAUCUACGACGAGGCCGUCUACGUGUGUGAAGCCUCCAACGUUUUGGGAAGAAGCCACAGCACAGCCCUGCUGAGAGUUGCUGUGAGUCCCAUUAUUGUGACUUUUGUAAGCAGAGUGAGCAGCACCAUCGGGUCAUCAGUGGUUCUGCCCUGCAGAGCUGUUGGGGUUCAGCCCAUCACAUACAGCUGGACCAGAGCGGAGACUCGCUCUCCCAUCAGCCGCACUGAAACCAGACAUGUUGACGAAAGUGGAGCCCUGCACAUUUCCAGAGUUCAGCAUUCGGAUGCAGGAGAGUUCGUCUGUACUGCUGAGAACGGAGCUGGACGCCAUCAGAGACAUGCAGUCCUCGUUGUCACAGCUGAAGAUCGUCCUGCUUCUAGAGACAAACACACAAAACUGAUUCUGUCUGCUGUGAGUAAAGAUGUGAAAACAUUUCCUCAGAGCUCUAAUGUUGGCGAGGAUCAUCAUGUUUCAGCUGAGCAGAACCUUCGACCAGCUCAUCAUCCCCAUCUGAUGGCUCAGAAAAAGUUAACAUGUUUCAGCUGCAGCAACACGACCACGUCUCCAGCUUUUUCAAGAAAAUUCCCAGCAGAGUUAAAGGCACCGCCGUCGAGGCCUGAUCAGAUUUUGGAGGAAGUGACCCAUCCAGCCCAGCAGCUUGUUGUUUCGCAGAUGCAGCCUCCAAUAUUGCCGCCUCCGCCGCAUCCAAACUUCCUGUUAGGACAUCUCAACCCCAAACUUCCUCUGGAAAAGGAUCAACAUUUAGCCUCAACUAGUCGACCCCUCAGUUCAACGCCGGCAGCUACCAGUCAGGGUUUCAGGGUCAGGAUUUCACCACAUCAAUUUCUGCAAUCUACAGAAAAUAACGAGUCUCCAGUGAAUCUAAAAGACAAACUGAUGGAGUCAGAAACACCAGUGCCAACACAGAUUUCUGUUUCCCAGAUUAAAAUUAAACCCUCAGUGAAAGUUACUCCAGAAGGGGAAUCGUUUCAUUUGAAACCCCAUUCUUUCCACCAACGGAAUAUCCUCUCCAAAAAUGAGACAUCAUCACAGAUUUCUCCAAAUAAACCAACUGCUUUGCACUUUUCAGCUUCUCCCCAACAAACAACUCACCGGCCUGCCACAACAAUGAGUUUUCUCCCAAAGUUUCAUCUUGAAAGCCCCGACAUGCAACUUCCACCAUCUUUAAUCACCAAACCUCCGCCAUUACAGUUUGAUGAUCGACCCACAGCAGCAACGUUAAACCCUGGAUCAUCUCAACAGCACCACCCAGUAUCAGACCCAGUAAACACCAGUCAUGUGUACUGGUUGACCUCCACGCAGAAAGAUCGACCAUCCAACAGCACAAAGCUGACAGACUGGAAAAAGAGGAACACCUCCCAGUCCCCAAUGACCAGCAACGAUCCCAUAGGAACACAACAGUCGCCAUCAUGGCUGCCUGCUCUUGAGAAACACGACAUCCCCAUUGUGGUUGGAGUCGGCAUAUCCCUGGCUUUCAUCUUCAUAACCGUCACUUUUUAUUCAGUCGUCCAGAAGAACGAACCUUUACCCCCGGGUCGAGCAGCCACAUCCUUUGCAGCUCAAAGGAAUCUUGGAGUCCCAAAGAGACACGCUGACUGCCAGGCUGCUGGACACACGUAUGAAAACAGAGCUUUUGAGGACGAUGACUCUGUCACCGUGAUCGAGCAGAGCCCCAACACGUCAGACACACGGGCCCGACCUCCAGGGCCCAGCCUGGUCAUUGUGCAGAUGGAGCCAACGUUUGAGGAGAUUCAAGAUGUCUGCCACCCCGCAGUGGACCACUACUCGGUGACUGUGGAGACUCAUCCUGAGCCCAUUGUUGACACCAAGUUUGACUCAUCGCUGGAGGAAGAUAAAAGAUGCAGUUUGUCGCAGCCCAGCAUCCAGCUGCAGACCACUGAGGACUGGACGAGCAUCUCAGGGGACAACCACAGCCCAUGCCAGGACGCCUUUCCCCCUCCAUCCUCUUUACCCUCUCGCUCCCCAUCCCCGCCCUCCAGACGAGAAGACGCUCUGCACUCCUCUCUGACGCUGCGCAGCGCAGAGCCUUGUGCCGCACCCAUCCACCACAGCCUCAGCAUCUCACAUGGCAGCCCUCCUCUGCUCGUCUCUCACCACGUCUCUCUGGGCCUCACCUCUGUUGCUGUUGACGUCCAGGUCUAUCCUGCAGCCUCUGCUUCAACGGCAGUAAGCAGCAGUACUCACAUCAACUCAGCUUCGAACUCAGCCUCAGUGACUGCACCGCUGUUUAGUCCUCCGUUGUUCAACAGCCGAGAGAACGAUGAUCGAUCGACGGCCAGGUUACAUCAGAGUAAGUAGCUUCAGACAGAUGUUUGACCAAGGAGGAGACUGCAAGUAAAUGUAUCUUAUCAUAAGCAAACUUUAAAUACUUAGUAUUAGGGCUGAAACGAUUAAUCAAUCGUAUUAGUGGUGAUUAACCGAUUAUUCAAAUAAUCGUCAACCAAUUAAGUAAUCGAUUAAUCGUUAACUGGAGUAUACAGGCUCAAAAACGGCCA